AUGGUCCAGCCCUGCAAGGGCGGCUUCCUGGCACCCUGGAUCCCAGGGCACGCGGAGCAGCCCACGCACUUGAAACGUCCUCAUGUUGGGGACGAGGUUUUCCUGCUGCCGGCGUCGAGGCGGCCCGUGCGAAGCCUGUGCCGCGUUGCCAGGCACGGCUCAGGUGGGCAGAUGUUCCCUUUCCGCCUGCCUGCUCUGCGCACGGGGAGCAGCGACCCGUACUGCAUUGUGAAGGUCGACGAUGAGGCCAUCAUCAGGACUGCCACAGUGUGGAAGACGCUGUCCCCGUUCUGGGGGGAGGAAUACCAGGUGCUCCUCCAGCCCACCUUUCACAGCAUCUCCAUCUACGUCAUGGAUGAGGACGCGCUCAGCCGCGAUGACAUUAUCGGGAAGGUGUGCAUCACCCGGGACAUGCUGGUGGAGCACCCCAAGGGCUACAGCGGCUGGGUGAGCCUCAGCGAGGUGGACCCCGACGAGGAGGUGCAGGGGGAGAUCCACCUGCGCGUGGAGGUCCUGGGGAGCCAGGGCAGCCGGCGGCUGCUGUGCUGCACCGUGCUGGAGGCCAGGGAUUUGGCCAGGAAGGACCGGAACGGCGCCUCCGACCCUUUUGUCCGCGUGCGCUACAACGGGAAGGCGCAAGAGAGCACCGGAAGCCGUUGCCUGAAAUCCUGCUCCCCCCGUUGGAACGAGACCUUCGAGUUCGAGCUGGCCGAGCCCGCCGGGGAGAAGCUGUGCGUGGAGGUGUGGGACUGGGACCUCGUUGGCAGGAAUGACUUCCUGGGCAAGGUGGUGUUCGGUGUCCAGGGGCUGGAGGCGGCUGGGCAGGAGGAGGGCUGGUUCAGGCUGCGGCCGGACAAGUCCAAGCCAAGGGAGGACGAGCACCGGGGCAGCCUGGGCUCGCUGCAGCUGCAGGUCAGGCUGCGGGACGAGACGGUGCUGCCCCCUCACUGCUACCAGCCCCUGGUCCAGCUCCUGUGCCAGGAGGUGAAGUCGGGGCAUCAGGACGGCCAAGUGCACCUGGUCACCCUCCUGGAUGAAACCACCACGGCCGAGUGCCGGCAAGAGGUCGCCAUCAACUUGGUCAAACUCUUCCUGGGCCAAGGGCUGGUCAAGGAGUUCCUGGACCUGCUCUUUGAGCUGGAGCUGGCCAAGCCCUGCGAGCCCAACACUUUGUUCCGGAGCAACUCCCUGGCCUCAAAGUCGAUGGAGUCCUUCCUCAAGGUGACGGGGAUGCCGUACCUGCACGCUGUCCUGGGACCCACCAUCACCCGUGUGUUCGAGGAGAAGAAGUACGUGGAGCUGGACCCCGGCAAGGUGGAGAUCAAAGACGUCGGGUGCUCAGGGCUGCACCGGGUGCAGACGGAGGGCGAG
Molecule: messenger RNA, 1371 nt
Organism: Tauraco erythrolophus (red-crested turaco)
Lineage: Eukaryota; Metazoa; Chordata; Aves; Musophagiformes; Musophagidae
Source: RefSeq, a predicted model, not a curated record